This is a messenger RNA of Cooperia oncophora, 216 nucleotides long. NCBI's taxonomy places the organism in Eukaryota, Metazoa, Nematoda, Chromadorea, Rhabditida, Trichostrongylidae. The record is from the annotation of a GenBank genome assembly.
AUGCUUCAUGUCGACAAACCGGACAGUAUGAUGACCGAGCCUAUAUCUAUUACGGCAAAAUCUCUAAAACCUAAUGGCACAUACGAAAUAGUGCUCAGACUGAAUCAUUUCAUGGGUAUGUUGUUCGGACGUGCCGUAUAUAGAGCUGACGAUAAAGGUGUGAUAGACUUGGCAAAAACUGCACCACUGAGAGGAACAUAUACAGGUAAAGGCUGA